Molecule: messenger RNA, 1312 nt
Organism: Physeter macrocephalus (sperm whale)
Lineage: Eukaryota; Metazoa; Chordata; Mammalia; Artiodactyla; Physeteridae
Gene: EDARADD
Product: EDAR associated via death domain
Exons: 6
Coding region: 124-741 (205 amino acids)
Biological process (GO): signal transduction
Molecular function (GO): protein binding
Source: RefSeq, a predicted model, not a curated record
GCCGAGGUUCGCUCCCCGCGCGUCCGAAAAGCAGGGCAACCCAGCCCUGCAACCCGGCUUUCCUCCCCUGUCCCGCCGGCCGCCCGGCCCCGCUCCGGCGCCCGUCGGCCCUACCCCGUCCCCAUGGCUUCUCCGGACGACCCCGUGCGCGUGGAUCAUUUGACAAAGGAGCCAGUGGAAGACACAGACCCUAGCACUAUAUCCCUUAAUAUGUCAGACAAAUAUCCCAUUCAAGACACGGGACUCCCUAAAGCAGAGGAGCGUGAUCCAAUUAGUCUGAACUGCCCAACAAAUUCUGAUGUGCAACACCAGGGAGAAGAGAAUGGCUUUCCAGACAGUACUGGAGAUCCCCUUUCAGAUAUAAGCAAGGACGCAUCCUGCGCAGAAAACUGUACCUGUUCCUCCUGCUUGCUCCUGGCCCCCACCAUCAGCGACUUGCUCAAUGACCAGGACUUACUAGACGUGAUCAGGAUAAAGCUGGAUCCCUGUCACCCAACAGUCAAAAACUGGAGAAAUUUCGCAAGCAAGUGGGGCAUGCCCUACGAUGAACUGUGUUUCCUGGAGCAGCGGCCCCAGAGCCCCACCUUGGAGUUCUUACUCCGGAACAGUCAGAGGACAGUGGGCCAGCUGAUGGAGCUCUGCCGGCUCUACCACAGGGCCGAUGUGGAGAAGGUUCUGCGCAGGUGGGUGGACGAAGAAUGGCCCAGGAGGGGGCGUGGAGAGCACCCCAGGAACUUCUAGACCUCGGCUCCUUCUUUUUUUAUUUUUAUUUUUUGCCGUACGCGGGCCUCUCACUGUUGUGGCCUCUCCCGUUGCGGAGCACAGGCUCCAGACGCGCAGGCUCAGCGGCCAUGGCUCACGGGCCCAGCCGCUCCCCGGCACAUGGGAUCUUCCCGGACCGGGGCACGAACCCGCGUCCCCUGCAUCGGCAGGCGGACUCUCAACCACUGCGCCACCAGGGAAGCCCUGGGCUCCUUCUCAUCGGCCUCUUCGGACAUAGAGAUGAGCACAGGUUAAGGAGCAAUGUGAAUCUGUUCUUUUUUAAGUUUAGGCGAAGGACGUGGGACAGUGGAUCUUGGUUUUCCCCAAAGCUGGUGGUUUUGUGGAGGGUAGGGUAUGUUUUUGGUGGUGGAUUUUCCUUUAGUUUUGCACAUCUGUUUUUAUUUAAUAUUUGAAUCUGGAAUUGGGAAAAAUAUGUUGUAGGCUCCUAUAGGGACCAGGGCCAAAGCGACAGAGUGGAUUCGUGCCAUGAUGAAAAUAAAAGUAUCCUCUCCCUUAAAAACUGAAGACUGGGCUUCCCUGGUGGCGCAGU